CAAGUCGGUAAAGUGGUCCUCCUUUAGUAGCAUGUACCAGUCUUGUUGGCGGUACUGUCUUCCUUUCAAGUUGUUCCUGAGACAGUUUGUGCACCUUGUAGAGUGAAUAUGCGUAUGGUACUGAAUAAUAUAUCUAUACAGUAUACACUAUGCACUCAUUUGUCGCGUUUUUUCACAUGACCUUCCUUUCUUUAAUUAUUUCUGUUAAUGACUCCGCGACUUUGACGUCCAAUAAAUGUCCAAUGAAGUAUGAACGUAAAUUGUCACUGAUAUCUCAUAUGUUGUAUAGGGUUACAAUAAUUUCUUGGACUCAUACUUUUAGUUGCCUAAGUUUUAGAUUUUCUACUUUUAAUAGCCUAAGUUUUACAUUUUCUACUUUUAAUAGCCUAAGUUUUAGAUUUUCUACUUUUAGUAGCCUAAGUUUUGGAAUUGUACUCGUAUUCUCAAUCUCAAGAAAGAAUCACAGUUACUUUAACUAAAACAUCCUGGAGAUUUAACCAGACUGAAAUUGGUCAACAAUAUCACCCAAUAUCAGAAAUCACCAUUUUAAAUGACUACGUCAAAGGUGGGCAGUAUACUGAGACAUCAUCCGAGAUAUCGACUGGUUUGGCAGAUUUUAUUUUUAACUUAGUUAUAACAGCCACAUUUGACUCAGUCACGUGUCCAGUAAAACAUGGGACAUAUGAUGGAGCGGAGAGGAAGUGACCUCAGAGUCUCAGAGCAAUUUGCUACCCUGCAAUACCCCCCUCACUAUUUAAAGAGUCCUGCGAGAGAGAACCUCCCAAGAAAGAAAUUAAAGGGUUAAGAAGCUGAAAGUAGACUUGCUGACGUUUCUGUGCCUUCUCGUUCUGCAUCUCCUACACAAACUGAUAAUGUCCUACGGAAACUACAACACACUGCCACAUGAGGAGGACCAGCAAAUUCCACCAAUGGAACGGAGACAGAUCUUAGGAGGAGCUGACCAGUUCCCUCAUGAAGUAUUAAUGAACUACAACCCUUACUUUACAGAACAUGUGGUGGCAGUACCAAGAAGCAGUUGCCAAAUGGUGAACCCUGGACCAAACAACCCUUGUUUUGUGGCUGAAAACCCAGUCCGAGACCUGACCCGGUCCCCACUCCGCAAGAAGCCGCACAUACAGAAAGAAGAACACGGAGGACCGCAGGGCUGCUUCAUAGGACCAGAGUUCAAUUCCGUGUCUUGCAACUUCGAGGAGGAGGAGCAGCCCUCUGGUAGUUCAAGCGACCAAGGGAGAAGGAACAUCACCAUGGCUGAUCUUUUGCUGUCCGGUGAGAUCCCCUUCUCCCCCCUUGAGAGACCGAACACAGAAGCAGCUCGGAUAUUCUACAACGCUCCUGAUACUCCCCCAAUUCUCCCAAUAGAUCCGUACACAUGGAGCGUAGCAGAGGUGAUGCUUUGGCUACGAUGGUGCUCCAGGAAGUACGAGAUACCAAACAUAGAUCCGCACAUGUUUGGGUUCAACGGCAAGGCUAUCUGCGUGAUGACCAAGGCAAUGUUCGAGUACAGAGUGCCGCAGGGGAGAGGGGCCCUAAUCUUAUACACGGAGAUAAAGAACAGGAAGAAGCACGCAGCAGUACAGAAGCAGGCAAACGAGCUCAGGCACCGGAGACGAGAGGAACGACAGAGACAUCAUGAGGAGCACCAGCCGUCCGGGUAGUGAGGAGGACAUAUUACGUGACAUGAACAGUUCAUUCGUUAGUUAUGUCGAAAAUGAGACACCGUUCUCUCAGAAACAGAACUUCAUAAGAUUUAUAUUCAACAGAAAACAACCGAAUAUAUCCAGAUGUAAAUCCAAACUCCGAAACCAUCUUC
Molecule: messenger RNA, 1831 nt
Organism: Bolinopsis microptera
Lineage: Eukaryota; Metazoa; Ctenophora; Tentaculata; Lobata; Bolinopsidae
Product: transcription factor ETV6-like
Exons: 6
Coding region: 873-1676 (267 amino acids)
Molecular function (GO): sequence-specific DNA binding
Source: RefSeq, a predicted model, not a curated record